This is a messenger RNA of Cuscuta campestris, 910 nucleotides long. The record is from the annotation of a GenBank genome assembly. NCBI's taxonomy places the organism in Eukaryota, Viridiplantae, Streptophyta, Magnoliopsida, Solanales, Convolvulaceae.
CUAAGAACAGAUUUGGGCUUAUGAGACGUUUCCAGUGCUUGACGACGAGGGGGGUGGAGGGAAUUUUUUUUGGAGGGGGAUAUGGAGUAUAUGGAGGACAUCCCGUGUACAUAUCCCCCAUAGAAUUAUCCAUCUGUUUUUUAGUGCAUAAGCUGGUGGGUACACCAAGGUUGUUGAGUUAUUCAUGAUGGUGGUUGUUCCUAUACUAGGCCAGCUUUCAGAUGAUUAUGGUAGAAAACCGUUCCUACUUCUGGCUGUAUCGACGACGAUCUUACCUUACAGCGGAUGUUAUUGAUGAGAGCAAUAGAUUUGCAGUUUUCAGUUGGAUGACUGGCCUCUUUUCGGCUUCCCGUGUCCUCGGAGAUGCCUUGGCGCGUGUUCUUCCCGAGAGCAUCAUCUUUCAGGUUUCAUUAGGUCUCUUGAUAUUCGUCCCCGUGUAUAUGGCAUUGUUUCUAGUGGAGACAAUCAAGCCAACAAGCAGAGCGGAUCAAAGUUUUCCUCAAGUGAAUAAGGCUAAAAGGAUUCUAUGGGAGCGAUACGAAUCUAUGCGAUCUGCUGCACGUAUUGUCCUAAGCAGUCCAACACUGAAGUGUGUCAUUCUAAUUUCUUUCUCAAGUUGGGAGUUUCCGGCAUUGAUGCGGUCUUGUUGGUAAGUCUUUCCUUUUUUGAAAGAUUGAAGGCAUGCGUCUAUUUGAAAAGCAUUUUUUGAGUAUUCUAUCACUCGAGAAUGAGUAUUCAUGCAGAUUUACGAGAAACACCGUACAUCCGGAUGUAAGUUAUAAGUACUCUCUCUUUUUACGACGGGUUCCAUGUGUUUUGAAAAAUAUGCAGUAUUAUUUAAAGGUUACGUUUGGAUUUGACAAAAACCAGUUGUCAGAAGUUCUGAUGCUGGUGGGAAUAGGUUCAAUUA